GUGGAAAUGUUGUAGAAUUCAGUCUCCAGUGAAGAGUGGUUUUGUAGCAGCAGCAGCAGCAGCAGCAAAAGCAGAAAAGCCGACUUUUAUUGUUUGUCUCCCCGACGCAAUCAUCAUCAUCACCAUGAAGCUCUUUGUCUUUUUCGCCCUGUUGGGGCUCGCCGCUGCUGCUCCCGGUCAAAGGACAGUCCUUGACACUCUCACCGAGUUGGGUCAGACCACCAUCGUGGAACUGAUCGAACUUGCCGGCCUCACUGAUGCCUUGAAUGGAGAAGGUCCCUUCACUGCAUUCGUUCCCAAGCAAGAAGUUUUCGACAACCUGCCACAAGAGAUCAUUGAUGAAAUCACUGGUGAUCUUGAACUCUUGGCCAAGGGCUUGACGUACCACGUUGCCCCCGGCACCUUCUUGUCUACUGAUGCCGUCAACGAGGCCCUGAUCCCGUCUCUGCAAGGAGCUGAACUCCGCAUCAACAUCUACGAAGUCGACGGAGAAACUGUUGCCACCGUGACUGGAGUCCCCAUUGACCUGACCCAAGUGGACAUUGAGGCAUCCAACGGCAUCAUCCACUUCCUGGACUUCAUCAUCCUGGACGUGCCUGAUUACAACACCGUCGACACCCUGCUCAACUUCCCUGCUGACUCUGGCUACACCUUCGAGGCCCUGGCCUUUGCUGCAGGCUCUGUGGACGCUGUCUCUGACGCCCUUGCAGGAACUGACUACACCCUGCUGGCCCCUGUUGACUCUGAGGGCUUCACCGUGGCUGUGGUGGAGGAGUUGCUUGGUGACCUGGACUACAUCACCUCUGUGCUGCUGGACCAUGCUGCUUCUGGCACUGUCUACUCUGUUGGCAUUGGUGCCCGCAAGGAGUUCACCACUGUUGGUGGAAACACCAUUGUUAUUGAAUUCACUGAAGACCAAGGCUUCAUUGUGACUGACACAGCUGGCAACUUCUUGGCUGACGUGAUUGCUGGUGACAUCCCCACCACCCAGGGAGUCGUCCACCUGUUGGACAGGCCCAUCAUUCUGGCCUAAGCAGUAACACCUUUAUAAAAUAAAGAAACCAGGUCGAAUUAUUACCGUGACUGCUUUAUUUUUGCCAUCAUCAGUGUUCCGCGUAGUCAUGUUCUCUUUUCCUGGAGACCGGAAAAUGAGUGACGCGAGUUGUUGAAUGAAAAAUGCAACUCUGGCCACAAAAAAAGAA
Notodromas monacha is the source of this 1202-nucleotide messenger RNA. The record is from the annotation of a GenBank genome assembly. NCBI's taxonomy places the organism in Eukaryota, Metazoa, Arthropoda, Ostracoda, Podocopida, Cyprididae.